AUGAAAAGUACAGUAUUUACAAUUCAGAUAUUAACUCUGAUUGAGGCAGCUAGCAUAGUUGGGAUGAAAAAUAGAGGUGGAAUAUUUGUGACAACAGUUACAGCAGGAUUUGUUCUACUGUGCACACCUUUCAAGAUGUAUGGAACAUCAUUUCUGAGAGACAGUAUAUUUUAUCUCAUGGCGGUUCUGUGGUUGUAUAUUAUAUUCCUUGAUGGACACCUUACAUACAUUGAGACCACAGCUAUGAUAAUAAUAUAUGGAGUUUACUUGGCAGUCGUACUGAUUGGAAACUAUAUUGAGGCCUACAAGCUGAAGAAAGAACAAAUCAGGUCAUUUAUGGAAAAAGUAGGGAACAAUCAAAGUUCUCGGCGGAGUACAAGGCACACACUCCCACCUCCCACACGACAGCGUAAACAGUCCAUAAGUACAUUAAUUGAUGUGGCUUUGAAGGCUGAACGUCGCUCUGUAAUAUCCCGAAUGGGAAUCAAAGAAGAAAAGAGAGAAGAGAGAUCCGGACAAACAGCAUCUCUGAACCAACCAGAGGAGAAUAAAGGUACAUUUGUCUGGAUUUUGUGUGUUAAAUCUAGGUGCUUUUUUUAUUAG
Messenger RNA from Schistocerca nitens (vagrant locust), 603 nucleotides. RefSeq lists its product as uncharacterized. Gene Ontology annotation, molecular function: monoatomic cation transmembrane transporter activity. Lineage: Eukaryota; Metazoa; Arthropoda; Insecta; Orthoptera; Acrididae. Gene Ontology annotation, biological process: intracellular calcium ion homeostasis; monoatomic cation transport. The transcript has 5 exons. The record is from RefSeq and is a predicted model, not a curated record. Gene Ontology annotation, cellular component: membrane. The coding region runs from base 1 to 603 and encodes 200 amino acids.